AAUUGUUCUUCAUAUGUUAAUCAAAAAUGCGUUGAGUGUAAUGAAAAAUAUUACAUGAAUAUUGAUAAAAAUUGUGUAAAAAUGACAGAAAAUCCGAUUGAUAACUGUAUAAAAAUGGGUAUUUGGGGGUGUUUGAUUUGUGAACCGGGAUAUUAUAUUGAUGGCAAUAAAUGUGUUAAAUGUGAUGAAAUAUGCACUUCUUGUGUAUCAAAAUCAUCUUUGUGUCUUUCUUGUCAAAGUGGAUUUUAUUUGGGAGUGAACAACACUUGUAUUUCCAAUGAUUUAUUAAAGGAUAAAUGCAAAAAAAUAUCAACAAUCACAAGUGGGUGUUAUGAAUGCAAAGAUACAUAUUUUCGAGUAGGUCUUGAUUGUGUUCGCUGUUUAACUAACUGUACAACUUGUAAUACGGCCUCAAUGUGUUUAACUUGUAAUGAAACGAAUUUCAAAACGGUAGGUGGAGACUGUUUACCACAAAAUAUAAUUGUUGGUUGUCAAGUUGAAGUCACCCAAAAUGGGUGUAACAAGUGUUUAAGUGGGUAUUAUUCAGUAAACUUUAAUGAAUGUAAAAAAUGUGACGAUAAUUGCAAAACGUGUUAUUUAGUUGGUAAUAAAUGUACCUCGUGUAACGAGAAUAAUAUUUUAGAUGAAAACAACAAAUGUGUUUCAUUGAGUAAAGUCCCCAAUUGUAACCAAAUUAAAAAUUCAAAAUGUUCGAAAUGUACUUUUUGGCACACUCCAAGUGUUAAUGGGACUUCUUGUGUAUCAAAAGCAGUGUGGUGGAUUAUUUUGAUAAUAGUCACGUUUUGUCUUUUAAUGAUUGUUUUGGUCACCACAACAUUUGUUUUCUUGUUUAACUUAAUCCAAAAUAAACAACGAAAAAAUGAAUUGGAAAAAACUACAACUGUUUUCUCUAUUGAAAAAUCAAAUAUUCAUUUUAUUUCAAUUGGCAAUGGGAUAGUUGUGAAUACAACAGAUAUCAUUUUUAAUGAUGGGGAAGAGGCGAAUGUCAACGAAAAACUCCGUGAAUUGUUAUGUGUUGGGAACACCACAAAACACAACAUGAAAAUCCAAAUUUCAAAUAAAACUUCAGAAAACUCCAAAUUUAUAUUUGAGUCCAACCCACAACUUAUAUUUCUCGGGAAAGGGGAAGCUUGUGAAUUUGAGAUAUUUGUCACACUUCUUUGCACUUCAAAAAUUCAAAGCGAAUUUCUUCUUAUUUCAAAUUCUUUGGAUAAAGAAAAGGAAAUAUAUAAAGAAAUUAAAUUUAGUUUAACAUCUAAAAUAACAACAAGAAUUGACCCGGACGAAUUAAAAGAAGAAAAGAAACUUGGCGAAGGAUCUUUUGGAAUCGUUUUUAAAGGUACAUUUAGAGAAAAUAAUGUUGCUAUUAAAAAGAUGAAACAACAAUGUAAUAAUACAAAUGGGAUGAUCGAAUUUGAAAGUGAAGUGAGUAUGUUGGAUAAAUUUCGAAGUGAUUAUAUUGUCCACUUUUAUGGAGCUGUGUUCAUACCAAACAAAAUCUGUCUUGUUACCGAAUUUGCACUUUUGGGAAGUUUACAAGACUUGAUAAAACACAAACAAUCAAAUGAAAUAGAAAUGAAAUUGAAAAUUAAAAUAAUGUUAGACGCUUCUAAAGGAAUUCAAUAUUUACAUGAAAACGGGAUAUUACACAGAGAUAUUAAACCAGACAAUAUUUUGGUAAUAUCAACUGACUUGAAUGAAAAAGUGAAUUCGAAAUUGACUGAUUUUGGAAGUGCUAGAAAUGUGAACAUGUUGAUGACUAAUAUGACUUUCACAAGAGGUAUUGGAACACCAAAAUAUAUGGCGCCUGAAAUAUUGAAUCGAGAAAAAUACACAAAAAGUGCAGAUAUUUAUUCAUUGGCUAUAACAAUAUUGGAAUGUUUCACUUGGGAAGAUCCUUUUCCAAAAACAAUUUUCUGUUAUGCUUGGUCUGUUGCAGAUCAUAUAUCGACUGGAAAACGACCCGAAUCAAUUUCCAUGUUAAAUAAAACGUAUCGAAAUGUGAUUGAAAACGCAUGGAAACAACAGCCUAAAGAAAGGAGUGAUAUAAACACCAUCAUGAACGAGUUAAGUUUUAUGUACUAA
Molecule: messenger RNA, 2106 nt
Organism: Entamoeba invadens IP1
Lineage: Eukaryota; Evosea; Mastigamoebida; Endamoebidae
Product: tyrosine kinase, putative
Exons: 1
Biological process (GO): protein phosphorylation
Molecular function (GO): protein kinase activity; ATP binding
Source: RefSeq, a predicted model, not a curated record